Brienomyrus brachyistius is the source of this 9485-nucleotide messenger RNA. Its product is annotated as receptor-type tyrosine-protein phosphatase delta-like. Lineage: Eukaryota; Metazoa; Chordata; Actinopteri; Osteoglossiformes; Mormyridae. Gene Ontology annotation, biological process: protein dephosphorylation. Gene Ontology annotation, molecular function: protein binding; protein tyrosine phosphatase activity. The record is from RefSeq and is a predicted model, not a curated record. The transcript has 45 exons. Bases 822 to 6662 code for a protein of 1946 amino acids.
UCACGGCACCCCCCGUGCGCUCCGCAAGCCGGGGUCCCGCUCCAACAGCCGGCCCUCUAGCGGCCGCUGCCGGAAGUGCAGGUGUGCGGGAGCGUCCCCCCGUCUCCUCCGCGAUCUCCUCUCACUCGCUUCCCCGGCGUCAGCAGCAGUGUGAGGGGCGACCUGACAGCGGCUCUGUCAGUAGGGAAAGCUGACUUUGCCCCGGUUACCGCUCCGAUUCACUCUCCGCAUCCACGGCGGCGGGAUUGAAAGCGCAGUUAAGGGCUUCUGUCUGGAAUAAGAAAGCAUCGCUGUUUCUGACUAGGGAGAAGAAAGAUAAGAUUCCUCUGGAUUUCCUAACAUAUGUGAUCUGGACACCUUACUGAUUUUGUCUAACAUUUGAAAGGGAGUCCGGAGGAUUUUUACGCUUUCAUUCUUCCAGUUCUGAACGAGCCGCUUAGACCAUUCCGCUGUCGCUGGUUAGCGAUGCGCUAGAUUUGUGGCUCAGCCGUGACAGACAAGAGCACCUGGCAGGUAGACUGAUGGCACCCGCGUGAACUUGGGAGGAAACGUUCUCUGUCCUGAGACGGCAACAACACAAUGAACCUUGGAGAGAGGUCUCUUGCAGGUCUCUUGCAGGUCUCAGGACAGAGAGCAUUCCACCUCUGACGUUCACGUCUUCUGCCUAAAUCUUAAAUCUCUGGGACUGUUGCUGAGUUUGUUAGAGGCUGUGAAUAUCUCGCAUCUGAGCGCCGAGACCCGCCUGACUCACUGCGGCCCGUGAGCCAGCGUGCCGCGCCCCCCCUCCUCCCUCCUCCUCCCCGCCGCCCGCCUGCCGAGGGAUGCCAGCGCCAAGCCGCGGAGCGAUGCACAGAGCCGGGCUGCCUCUGCUGCUCCUCCUGCUCCUCCUGCUCCUCCUCUUCAGAGCCGAAGCUGACACAGCACCAAAGUUUCUGAGAACCCCUACCGACCAGACGGGAGUGCAGGGCGGGGUGGCAUCCUUCAUCUGCCAAGCCACGGGGGACCCCAAGCCUAAGAUAGUCUGGAACAAGAAGGGGAAGAAAGUCAGCAAUCAGCGGUUUGAGGUGAUAGAGUUUGAUGAUGGAUCGGGCUCUGUGCUGAGAAUUCAGCCUCUCCGCACCCCGCGGGACGAAGCCGUUUAUGAGUGUCUCGCCUCCAACAGUGUUGGGGAGACGAGUGCUUCCACGAGACUCACUGUUUUACGUGAGGACCAGCUCCCUCCGGGUUUCCCCAUCAUAGACAUGGGCCCCCAGCUGAAGGUGGUGGAGCGGACGCGCACGGCCACCAUGCUGUGCGCCGCCAGCGGCAACCCCGACCCUGAGAUCUCCUGGUUCAAGGACUUCCUUCCUGUCAACACCAGCAACAACAACGGUCGCAUCAAGCAGCUGCGCUCAGAGUCCUUUGGUGGUACGCCAAUAAGAGGUGCCCUCCAGAUCGAGCACAGCGAGGAGUCCGACCAGGGGAAGUAUGAGUGCGUCGCUACCAACAGCGACGGCACCCGCUACUCUGCCCCCGCCAACCUCUACGUGCGAGAACUGCGAGAAGUCCGGCGAGUCCCUCCAAGGUUCUCCAUCCCCCCCACGGACCAUGAGAUUAUGCCCGGGGGGAGUGUGAACAUCACCUGCGUGGCCGUGGGCUCCCCCAUGCCCUACGUGAAGUGGAUGUUGGGAGCCGAGGACCUGACGCCAGAGGACGACAUGCCCAUCGGACGCAACGUGCUGGAGCUGACCGACGUGCGUCAGUCCGCCAACUACACCUGCGUGGCCAUGUCCACCCUGGGCGUCAUUGAGGCUGUGGCUCAAAUCACAGUCAAAGCAUUGCCCAGGUCUCCUGGGGUUCCUAUGGUAACAGAAAGGACAGCCACUAGCAUAACAUUGACCUGGGACUCUGGGAAUCCAGAACCGGUCUCCUACUACAUCAUCCAGCACAAGUCCAAGUUUUCCGACGACACGUACAAGGAGAUCGACGGUGUGGCCACCACCCGCUACAGCGUGGGAGGUCUCAGCCCCUACUCGGAUUACGUGUUCCGGGUGGUGGCAGUGAACAGCAUUGGGCGCGGUCCCGCCAGCGAGGCCGUGGAGGCGCGGACGGCGGAGCAGGCGCCCAGUACGGCGCCGCGGCAGGUCCGGGGUCGCAUGCUGAGCAGCACCACCGCCAUCAUCCACUGGGACGAGCCGGAGGAAGCCAAUGGGCAGAUAAUGGGCUAUCGGGUCUAUUACACUACGGAUCCCAGCCUGCACGUCAACCACUGGGAGAAGCAGAUGGUGGGCGGAGCCAACUUCCUCACCAUCCAGGGCCUCACUCCUAACAAGACCUACUACAUCAGGGUGCUGGCCUUCACUUCAGUUGGGGAUGGACCUCUCUCUCCAGACCUGCAGAUCAUAGCUAAGACCGGGGUUCCCUCACAGCCCACGGACCUGAAAGCAGAAGCCAAGUCGGAGACGAGCAUAUUGCUGUCAUGGGUCCCGCCCGCUCAGAAUGGGCAGGACAACCAGAUCAUCGGAUACGAGCUUCUCUACCGGAAGGGAGAUGAGAAGGACGAGAGAAGGGUGAGCUUCGAGCCCACGACGGCCUACCUUCUCAAGGACCUCAAGCCAUUCUCCAGUUACACAUUCCAACUGGCGGCACGCAGUAAGCAUGGCGUCGGGGCGUACACCAGUGAGGUUUCCAUGGAGACUCCUCAAACACGGCCCUCGGCGGCUCCCCGGGAGGUCGGCUGUUCUAGUCCCAGCUCCACCAGCAUCCUGGUAAGUUGGCGGCCACCUCCGGCGGAGUCACGCAACGGGAUCAUUACCAAGUACACCAUCCAGUAUGCCGUGGCCGCCGGAGAGGAUGUGGCCCCCCACCAAGCUGCUCGCGUGCCCCCUGAAAGCUCUCGGUUCCUGCUGGAAAACCUGAAUAAAUGGACAGAGUACCGCGUGACCGUGAGAGCCCACACUCAGGCCGGUGCCGGCCCCGAAAGCCUGCCGCUGCUCAUCCGCACCGAGGAGGACGUUCCCAGCGGUCCGCCUCGUAAAGUCGAGGUGGAGGCGCUCAACGCCACGUGCAUUAAGGUGAUCUGGCGUUCUCCCGAUCCCAGCAAGCAACACGGUCAGAUCCGCGGUUACCAAGUGCACUACGUCCGGAUGCUAAAUGAGGAGCCUGUCGGACAGUCCGUCAUCAAGGACAUCCUGAUUGAUGACAUGCAGUGGGCAUACGAUGAGUCAGCUGACCAUGAGACGGUCAUCUCUGACCUCCAGCCCGAAACAACAUACUCUGUGUCGGUUGGCGCGUACACAACCAAAGGCGAUGGGGCUCGCAGCAGACCCAAGCUGGUCACCACAAAGGGCGCAGUGCCGGAAAAGCCGCGAUUCAUGGUGAGUGUCACCAAUAUGGGCACUGCACUGCUCCAGUGGCACCCUCCGCCAAACACCUUCGGCCCCCUACAAGGAUAUCGGCUGAAGUUCGGCCGCAAAGACGCGGACUCUCUAGCUACGGUUGACUUCCCAGAGCGGGAGAACCACUACACCAUCAACAAGAUCCACAGAGGCGCGCCCUACAUCUUCCUCCUGUCGGCCCAGAACAGGGUAGGCUUCGGAGCGGAGGCGGUCAGGGAGGUUUCCACGCCUGAGGACAGGCCCGCCAGCUACCCCCGGAGCAUCCGCGUAGAGAGCGCCAGUGCGAGCAGCGCCCAACUCUCCUGGCAACCCCUACCGCUCGCUGAGCGCAAUGGCCGCAUCAUCAAGUAUGGCCUGCAGUACAAGGACAUCAACAACCCCCGGAGCCCCACCGAGUUCAUUGUCAUGGCCCCCGAAUCCUCCACGACUCUCGACGGCCUAAAUCCAGACACCAUUUAUGACGUUAAAGUGUGCGCCUUUACCAGCAAGGGCUCCGGCCCCUAUAGCCCAAGUGUCCAGUUGAGGACACAACCUCUGAAACAAGCAGUGUUCGCAAAAAAUUUCCGCGUGAAAGCUGUCAUGAAGACCUCGGUGCUGCUGACAUGGGAGACGCACGAGAACUACAAUCCGGCUCAGCUGUUCACGAUCCUCUACGACAAUGGGCAAAGCGUAGAAGUGGACGGAAAACUGACCCAGAAGCUCAUCACCAACCUGCAGCCAGAUACGCAGUACUCCUUCCUGCUGACGAACCGCGGCAACAGUGCCGGAGGGCUGCAGCACAGGGUGACCACCGUGACAGCUCCCGACGUACUGCGGACGAAGCCAUAUCCGAUUGGCAAGACCAACUCGGACGGCAUGGUGACUGUAGAGCUCCCGGCAGUGGAGACCACCGAGAAAGUCAAGGGGUAUUACAUCGUAGUGGUUCCUUUGAAGAAGCAGAGAGGCGGGAAGUUCAUCAAGCUGUGGGACAGCCCGGACGAAAUGAACUUGGAAGAGCUGCUCAAAGAGAUAAACAGAACCAGCAAAGGUCUUCGAGUGAAGAGACAAGCAGAUCCCAAAGCCUACAUCACAGCCCACUUUAAAGAGCUUCCCCCUGAUUUCACCCUGGGAGAUAAGAAGGUCUACGGUGACUUUGAGAACAGGCCUCUGCAGAGCGGCCAGGAGUACAUAUUCUUUGUUUUGGCCGUCCUGGAGAACUCCGAAAAUACUAUGUACGUCACCAGUCCCUAUUCAGAUCCUGUGGUGUCUGCAGACAUAGACCGGCAGCCAAUGAUUGACGAGGAGGAGGGGCUCAUCUGGGUGGUGGGGCCGGUACUCGCCGUGGUCUUCAUCAUCUGCAUCGUCAUCGCCAUCCUCCUGUUCAAGAGCAAACCAGACAGGAAGCGAGCAGAAUCUGACGCCCGGAAAGGGAGCCUGCCCCACAGCAAAGAGAUGCCUUCCCAUCACCCCACGGACCCAGUGGAACUGCGGCGCCUCAACUUCCAGACCCCAGGUUCAGGUGUCUCCGGUUACCCUGGUAACCUCCAUUUGUCAAGCAUGAGUACCCAUCCUCCAAUCUCAAUCACGGAGCUGGCCGACCACAUAGAACGACUAAAAGCGAACGACAACCUGAAAUUCUCCCAAGAAUACGAGUCCGUCGAUCCCGGCCAGCAGUUCACUUGGGAGCAUUCGAACCUUGAGGUCAACAAACCAAAGAAUAGAUACGCCAACGUCAUUGCCUAUGACCAUUCCAGAGUCCUCCUGUCUACCAUUGAAGGGAUCCCUGGCAGCGAUUACAUCAAUGCCAACUACAUUGAUGGCUACAGAAGGCAGAAUGCUUACAUCGCCACCCAGGGAUCCCUGCCUGAGACCUUCGGGGAAUUCUGGAGGAUGAUAUGGGAGCAGCAUAGUGCGAAUAUUGUCAUGAUGACGAAACUUGAGGAGAGGUCAAGGGUAAAAUGCGACCAGUACUGGCCAACGAGGGGCACGGAGACGUACGGCCUGAUCCAGGUGACGCUGCUGGACACCGUGGAGCUGGCCACGUAUUGCGUGCGCACGUUUGCGCUUUACAAGAAUGGCUCCAGUGAAAAGCGGGAAGUCAGGCAGUUCCAGUUCACGGCUUGGCCGGACCACGGGGUCCCUGAGCACCCCACUCCCUUCCUGGCCUUCCUGCGGAGGGUCAAGGCCUGUAACCCCCCCGAUGCCGGGCCCAUGGUGGUGCACUGCAGCGCCGGCGUGGGUCGGACUGGCUGCUUCAUCGUCAUCGACGCCAUGCUGGAGAGAAUAAAGCACGAGAAGACCGUGGACAUCUACGGCCACGUGACUCUCAUGAGAGCCCAGAGGAACUACAUGGUCCAGACGGAGGACCAGUACGUCUUCAUCCACGACGCCCUCCUGGAAGCGGUAACCUGCGGCAACACAGAGGUGCCGGCCAGAAACCUGUACGCAUACAUACAGAAGCUGACGCAGAUAGAGUCAGGAGAGAAUGUCACCGGGAUGGAGCUCGAAUUCAAGCGUUUAGCGAACACUAAGGCCCACACGUCCCGGUUCAUCAGCGCCAACCUCCCCUGCAACAAGUUCAAAAACCGCCUUGUAAAUAUCAUGCCCUACGAGUCGACGAGAGUCUGCCUGCAGCCCAUCCGGGGAGUGGAAGGUUCGGAUUACAUCAACGCGAGCUUCAUCGACGGCUACAGGCAACAGAAGGCCUAUAUUGCCACUCAAGGGCCCCUAGCAGAGACCACGGAGGACUUCUGGAGGAUGCUCUGGGAACACAACUCCACCAUUGUGGUCAUGCUUACAAAGCUGCGCGAGAUGGGGAGGGAAAAAUGCCACCAAUACUGGCCAGCGGAGAGGUCCGCUCGGUACCAGUACUUCGUGGUGGACCCCAUGGCAGAGUACAAUAUGCCCCAGUACAUUCUAAGGGAGUUCAAAGUGACAGACGCCAGAGAUGGACAGUCACGAACAGUACGGCAAUUUCAGUUUACGGACUGGCCGGAACAAGGUGUGCCAAAGUCAGGAGAAGGGUUCAUCGACUUCAUCGGUCAAGUACAUAAAACGAAAGAACAGUUUGGUCAGGAUGGACCCAUCUCGGUGCACUGUAGCGCGGGUGUGGGGAGAACCGGUGUCUUCAUCACCCUUAGCAUUGUUCUGGAGCGGAUGAGAUAUGAAGGAGUGGUAGACAUCUUCCAAACGGUCAAAAUGCUAAGGACACAAAGGCCAGCCAUGGUACAGACAGAGGAUCAGUACCAGUUUUGCUACAGAGCUGGACUGGAAUACCUUGGAAGUUUUGAUCACUAUGCAACAUAAUAUUUCCACCCAUAGUGAGGAAAAAAAAUAAAAAAACGACAGGCCCAUCAAGACACGGAGAGCCUCUUCUGAGCCAUAACUACUUGCUUUGAGAAAUAUUUCUUAAUGCCAAGCUAAGCGUCUGAUGUGAAACAUGAACGAGAAGAAAUAAAAUGUUCUAGGCGGACCAAGAAUCGACUCGUUUGAUAAAUCACCCUGGUUUUUAACAGCAGAAGACACGGAAGAUUUUUUUUUUUCUUCAUUCUUUCAGUUGCUUCGAGGAUUCAUGUCGGAAUAAAACUGAAAGACAAUAGGAAUCGCAUCAGUGACUUGAGCAUCAACAACACACACCACCUGGUGCAGUGUGAAUGGUCAACACAAAUCUGAAGGUCACCCCUCAGUUGUAUAGCUAAUAUGACAACUCCACCACCAAGCACAUAGAGGUAUAUAUAUAUAUUUGAUUUCAGAAGGACACCGUUUUUUGUGAUAAAAGCAGGCACUGCAAAAUAACACAACAGAUCCCGUUUUAUGGUUUAUUGCUAACAAUUUGGAAAUUGGGAAUAUAUAAAGACAAGCUAAAAACAAAUAACAAUCAUGUAGUUUUUUUUCUAGUGUUUUAUCAUACAGCUGACCAGUGCUUUGUUUUUAACUGUGUAAAAUUAAUUUCUUUUUUUAAUCAGGUUAUUAUCAUUUAAUAAAGAUAAACUAAACACAACAUUUGCUUGGAAAACAUAAGGUGUUUUUUUAUCUCUAGGACUGACAACUACUCUUAGGUGUCACAAGCAGAGAAAUGUCGCAAUUUUCCUUUUACCCAUUACUAUGAUUAUUAUUAUUAUUGUAAUUUUGUUGCGCUCCUGUUUACGUAUUGCACACUUUUAUGCAGUGCUUCUUGUACACUACCAAAUAACUUGGUUACGGGGUUGUUAUUUCAUUUUAUUUUAAAUUUUUAUUUUUUUUUUAUGCAAGUGCCCAUAACAACCAUGUGAUUAACUUGGGCUCCGUGGAAUCAACAGGGAUGAGCAAAGUAUGAAGUUGCUGCUACUGAUUAUCUUAGUUCUUCCGUAUUGAGACGAUAUACAAAUUUUGCCAAAUCAGUUUAUGACCCCAUAUAUAUAAAUAUAUAUAUAAAUAUAAAUAUAUUAGCAUAUAUAUAAUGACGAUAUAAAUAUACAAUUAUAUGUCAGGAGAGAUCAAGAGAGAAAAAAAAAAUAUUAUUUAUAUUUUCUGAUAGCUUCCACAAUGAGAUUUCUGUAUUUUUGGGGGAAAUUAAGAGAUUUUUCACUGGAAUGCACAUCAGUAGGACAAAACGUAUUCUGAUACAGUGUAUCUUUUCCUGUGCAAUAAAUAGGUGUAUUAUAUAUAGGAUAAAUGUAGUUAUUUUGUUAGUCAUUCUACACUCAUUCCCGAAAGGACACAGAAACUGGCCCCCCGGUAUCUGUCGCAAGGUGCUUGGGUGCGUUGACGCGCUCUUGCCUCAUCGACCGGUCUGUGUUUUGUGCAGAGGACCACAUUUGCCUUGUCGAACAGCCAGUCUAGAUACCAUCCUGCAAAGUCAUAAGGACAAGUACAAAGAAACCACUUACUAAUGUGCAAAUAUAGUAAACAGUAUCAAAUUAAUGUUUUGAUUUUACAUUUAGAGUGCCUUAUAUUAAAUGCCUGUUUUUAUAAAUUCCUUUACAUUUUUAUGUAUUAUAUGUAUAUUUAAUUUUACCUAAAGUAUUCUUUUUUUAUAUGUUAUUUGAAAUUAUAUAUGCAAGUAAGUCUAUUAUGGUAUUCCUGUGUAGGCCUUUGUCUUUCCUUUGGCUGAGCAUAUCGGUUUAAACGCCCCUGUAAAGUUCACGGAACCCAGCUGUAGAGAUGCUCUAGAGCGUUGGACGACUUUCAAAGAAACGUGUAGGUCUGUCAGCCUCAAUCCCAGUUAUAUUGAGAUUAAAUUUUUUUUGUUGUGAUUCAGCACCAUCCUGAAGAUCGGUUCGCAGUUAUGAGAUGAAUUACUAGCAUUACAGGCGUAUACAGUGCGACGACGUUAAGUGUCGGGUCAGUCACUAUAAUACGAGGUCAAGCGGAAACAGCUGCGGAAUUAACAUUCGCGGUGCCGAUAAGUGAAAUACACUUUCCUGGCUGCUCAAACCACGGGCCAGAACUGUAAAUUCAUUUAGUGAAACGUAUAUUUAAUCAUAACGGCAGUGAACGCUGGACGUGGAUAGUUAAAAGUAUAUUUUCGCUAAGCCGGGAGAGCGGUUCGCUGGGGCGAGUUCGGCAUUUGAAGGCCCGACAAUCAGAUGCACUCCAACGCCAGUCGUGUCCGUCGCUGUAGCACUGAGCCUUCAUUCCGAAAUCCUUGUGCGUUUUAUUUUGUUUUAUUUAGGGGAUUUUUGGAUGUGCAUUCCAGGUGCUUUCUUUCCCUUGUCAUUUUCAAGUAGCUAAACCAUUUUCCGCCAACCAUCUGGUCAAGCAGAUUUUUUUAUUUGUUUGUUUCUUGUUUGUCUCCAUUCCUCAUCAUACGUGUGACGAUUGAGGUGCUCACGCCCAGCAUCGUCUCGCUGUAGAAACCAUUUCUGUUCAUAGUCUGUUUCGUUCAGGAGGUGGGGCUCUGCUCCUCCUCCUCCUCCAUCGUCAUCUCGGCCUUUUCGAUAUGCAUGAAAACGCAUCGCUGACGGCCCCAUAGGACAACUCGCACUUUCUAUAUCUUUGUACUAUGCACUGCCCUAUUGAUUCUAAACCCAAUUAUGUUACUUGAACCCAUCUGUAAGGAGUUUUAAAGAAAAGUCCCACUUGAUGUGUCUGUAAAUAACGUGGAAAAUGAAAUAUUUAAAAAGACAAAAAAAAAAAAAAAAAGAAUUU